GGCGGGCUUCCUGUGAUUUCUGGGCGCUGUUUGGUCGUCCGAACUGGUGCACGGUUUGUUUGAUUUUAAGCAAUAAUGAAAGAUUGAAGUGUUUGGAAGUUACUUUUGAAACAGAAGUGGGCACCGCCAACGUGUCUGCACCAGUUUAUGAAGACUCGAGUUAGAGAAGUAGUCUGUUGGUCCGCUUCUUGAGUACAUCACAAAUGAUCUUCACCUGAGCUGAAGUCAAGCCUCAUUUGGCUGUCACUCUUCUCCAUUGAAAACCAUGGCAGACAGUUUUUACAAGUUGGAAGAUGAAGUCUUCCCCAGUUUCCUCUGCAAAUCUCUGGACAGCACGAGUGGCCGUGCCACACUGGGGAAUGUGACAUUGGGUUCAGGCCCAGGACAUCCAGUGGCUGCCUCUACAGUGGCUAAAAUUAGACCCACGUCUGACAACAGAGGAGAUAAUGUUGAGGCAUCAUAUCUGGAGGGCAGAGAGCAGCAGCCAGCCAAUGCACAAUCAUCUGUUGGAGGACAGCGAAAUUUUGCCCUCAGCUUCAAAGAUGACUUAGACGAUGCAGAUGACUUCAUUGCAGCCCACCGUAUUUCAGACAUGCUGGUGAAGAUUAAUUUGGAUGAGAGUGCAUCCAGAAACCAAGGAUCCACAGUGGGGCUUCCUCCUGCACAACUGGGCUCAGUCCAUGGCCGGCCUACAGAACUUGGAACGGAGCUGUCAACAGGACUUCUUACGUUUACCCAGUAUGGACAUAAAGAUUUUACAGAUGCAAAGGUUCAGUCUUUACCAGCCACUGCUGAGGAGGACAGUGUGCAAAGUGAGGGAGUGGACAGUGACCAUUUCAGUGGUAGCAACUCCAGUUUCUUGGCAAAUGAGAAGCUCAUGUCAGUGGACAGCAUGAACAGCGACAUUACGGAUGAUGAUGUUGAUUCCAACGGCCUGCCUCACGAUGAGCUGGAACUAUAUUUCAAUAAGCUGGUUCCUCCUGCCAUGCAGAGAGGCAGAGUGGAGGGCCAGGAGAUUUCUGCCACAGGACUGCCAGUUGCUUCUGAUGACAUAUCAAACCUGAGUUCAACAGAAGCAGAACAGUACAGACACCACUUCCUUGAAGAUUAUGAUCAGGAGGACUUCCAGAUGCCGGACGUGCGUCUGGCUGCUACAGGUAUGGACUCCUGUCCUGCCAGUGAUGAGGACACGGAGGAUGAACUGGAGUCUGCCAGAAAGAACAGCAAUGCUACCAGGACACGGCUGCUGCCCAGCACCUCCAGGCAACUGGUUGGAGAGAGUAAUCGUCCCAGUUUCAGGCCAGGCUUAGAGGGAGGCAGUUCUGAUGACGAGCCUGCCAGCAGCCGUGGUGGUACCUCUCUGUCUGGAAUUGAACACAGACGAUCUGCUGAGGGUCAAGUCAUCAAUCCUCCGGUCACAGGUGAUGGAGGAGGAGGGGAUGGGAGCAGUGGAAGUGAAGAAAGUGGAAAUGAUGGUGGAGUUUCCACCAUGCCUCUCCCGGGGACCAACGUCCAGACCACCUAUGAUGUCCUCCGUGGGCUGGGGAUUGUGGGUAGCAGUGCUGUUGGUGACAAUGAGGACGAUGAUCUGAAUAAUCUGCCAGGACAUGGAAGAAACAGCCUUUCCAGACAUUCUGAGAUUGGUGACCGUGUGGGUCCUGUGGGAACUGGAGAGACCAGCUCUUCUGUGGGGGCAUUAGGGGGAGCUCACCGGCUUUCUCCCGUCAACUGGAGCAUGGUCCUGGACAGACAGGGGGCAUUGGAUGCUAUGGAGAGCACUGAGUCUGGCCCCUCUGUUGACCGACUGUUGGACUUGGGCUACCUGAGGAGUGGAGCUGGACUGAGGAGACCUCAGAACUCUGCAAACCUAACUGUAUCAAACCUUCAAGGCAGCCAAGAGAGCUUCCACCUCUCUCAGGUUCUCCCUCCAGAAUGCGAUGACAAGAAUGAUGACAACGAUGAUGAUGAUGACGAUGACGAUGAUGAUGGAGUAGAUGAGCCUGAUGGUGCCAGGCCUUUCUUGGGCUUAAGGGGUGGCCCUUGUGGUGAUGUGACUGGUGCAAACGCUUCAGGCAGUACAAGUGAAGAUGACAACAAUGUCCUCUCCACCUCACUGGAACCCAAAUAUUUUUCCCAGAGCUUCCACCAGGAAGAUUCAGAUGAUGGGUGGAAUCACUGCCCAGACAAUCUGGAGCUAGAGUUUCAACAAGGUAGCAGUGCCAGUCACGGUGUGGUGUACCAGAAUGAAGAAGGGCAGUGGGUCACUGACCUGGCAUAUUACUCUUCCUUUGAGAAGGAGGUUAAUGGGAAGACAUCAGAAGUUGCUGGCCAGUUUCAGACUGAAGACUUUGUUCCUUCUUGUGAUGCUCUGGAAUUGAUAGUGAAGGAUCAAGAGGAAUUUGAGAAGGAGCACCAGUUCAUGCAGGAGGAGAAGAUUGAACCAGCCAGCAGCAACAGCACCUUUAACAGUGACUCUUCUUGGAAGAUCCCCACCAGCAGUCACGUCCUCAUGAGGGCUUCCCAGGUCUCUUCAGAAUUUGAUAAAGGAGACCAAAGCUAUCUGCGACUAUCUUUGGGACAGUUUUUUGAACAACGCUCUGAAGCCCUAGGCUGCCUGGGCAGGACUGAUGAUAUGAAUGCAGUGAAACGGCCGUCCUUUGGUUACAUCAUUACCUCUCCAGAGAAAAGGGAACCGUUUGCCCUAAUUCACCCCUCAGAGCUCUCAGCUAAAGACAACUCUCCUCACAGUGACACCAUGGAACUUGGUGAUGCAGACAAAACCCUCAAUUCAGAGGAUUUGGACAAAACUCUUGAGGCACCAGGUAUAAGGAUGUCACCUAAAGGUGAUACUGAUCCAAAACCAUGUAAACAGGAGGACCAUUCUCUUAGAGCUGCGCUGACAGACCACAAUGGCUCUGGCUCUGAGUUAAGCUUGGGCAACCAAAGCUGCAUGUCCCCCGACAAUAAUAGCAGCCAUUUGAUGCUGAGCAUCAGUACAAUUGCUUCAGCCAUUGCUGAUGCAUCCAUCAGCACUGAUCCAUCGCAGCUGGCUGCCAUGAUCAUGGAGCUGUCCAAAAGGAGUAGGGCAAGGAACCAGCCUGAGUUUGUUGGUCCUGCUGUUAACUUCACAGAGGAAUCGUUCUCAGCUCAACACAUCCUCCCUGAGCCAUAUCAGAGCGCUUUGUUGGACACACUACAGAGAAGCACCUGUGUUGGAGAGCUGAGUGCCUUUGACAUGGAGAAGUACCUGAAAAAGACUGAUGUGUCAGGCAGCAGUGAUGCCUCUGUGGUACACACUACCUUUAACCUGUCUGACUGGUCUGAAAACCUCAAGAACUCUCCGAGGAACCAUCAGGCAGGAUAUCCUGAGGAACAGGGGACCACAGCUCAGCGAGUGGAUAGUGAGAGUCAACACAGGCCCACAAGUAUAAAAACUGAGGAAAGAGACAGAAGAGAAGAGACAGCAUUAAACGCAGACUCAUCCACAGUAUCAAUUUCAAAUGCAUCAUCUCCGGGUCAUAGGAGUGAUUCAAAAAGAAGCUCCAUUCCUCGUCCACGGACAUCUGCCAGAAGGUCUGUUGGCCCAGAGCAAUCUUCCACUGCUAAGCCCCCUGCAGACAAAGUAGGAGCAUGUGAUUACUCUGCUUCUUCUGCCAACAAGACUUGUGGUUCCUCAGGCAGGGCCCUCACAGAAAAUGGAUUCAAGCCAGGAGAACUGAACCCACAAGAAUCUAAUGCUAUUAGGUCUUCUUUAGAAACAUCACAAAAGAGUGAUAAAAGCUCUGCUACCUCACCUGGCUUGCCAAGAACCCCCCCAGGCUUGAAAGGCUUUAAAGGCGUCUCUCCUCCCCCACAGAGGGUGAGGAGUACAGGCCAGCAGCAGAAGCAGGACAGACCCAGAAACUCUCCAGACAUGAAACUACCACUCAAGAAUGUCAUGGCUGCUCCACUACCUUGUAGCACUGUGGAGCAUGUUGGUUUCUUACAGCCUCCACUAGCAGCUGAAAAGCUAAAGGGUUUUUCUGAGCCCCGUAUGGAGGAGACACAAUGCAACUUCAGACCGUCCACAUCUCCACUUACUCACUCCUCUCCAAGUCAGACCUCCAUUCCUAGUGCUGAUGGUGUGUUGUCACCUGCUUCGUCCAGUGGACGUCUGGCAGACAAACGUCCGGGUAAGGACCUCUCUCCUCAGUCUACCUGCUCCAGCCCUAGUCCCAGCAGGCUCACUUACAUCUCGGUGAAUGAUGGCACUGGUAUACCUACACCUGAAAAGCAAAAGAACAACUGUACCAUGGCACUGAGCACCACCAUCAUCAGAUUCAGUCCAACUCCACCUGUAGAACCAGAUACACAGUCUAACCUCGAUAUUCUUGGCCUGUCCAAAAGUCUGGACCAAGUGCAACCGCAGCAUUCAAAAAGUUUGGACCCACUACCAGCACAGCAUUGUAAAAGCCCAGAGCCUUCAUGUAGUGGUUCUGCACUGAGCUGUACUCGCAGCCAGAGUGAGUGUAACUUCCACUUCCCUGGGGACAGAACUGGUGAUCCUUCAGCAGGUUGCAGGAAGCAUCUCUCAGAGUCCAAUGUGAGACAGCUUAUAAAAGUGGACUCAGGCUAUUGCAGUAAUCUGAACAUACAGCAAGCUAGUACCAAUGUAGCUCCUCAGAGCUCUCAGCAUUGGAGAGCUGCGAGCUCAGUGUCAUCAUCGGGGUAUGCUGGUGGCCUUGGCGUGCCUGAGUCGUACUCAUCAGAGGGACUUCACUAUGUGCCCAUCCCCAGCUUUAAGCCCCAGUGUGCUGGCCUGAUUGACCUUCCCCCCCACCAAGGUGACAUGCAGUCUGUCGUUGUUGGACACUCUCUCUUUAACUCCCACCUGGCUCAGCAGUAUUUAAGACCUGAAGCUCCAUUACAUCCUGGUGCUUAUCAUGUGGGAGCAUCAAGAAAUGAUGUCUUUGGUGUGCCCUCGACAGGGAUAUCCAACAGUGAUCUUUCAGUGAGACACAUCCAUCCCACAUCAGGUCCUCUGGGGAUUUCUGGGGCUGCUGGGUCUCAUCACCUCCCUAGACCCCAUCAGAGCCAGCAAGACAUGGGAAUGAUGGGAAAGCCCUACAGUCAAUAUGGUGCAGAGCCACUGGUGACAGGCCAGGUGGUGGUGCCAGAGGAACUGCGGUUCCCUCACGCCUGCUGUGUUGGCAUCGCCUCACAGACUUCCCUCAGCUUCUUCAACCCCUCCGAAAGAUGGCAGCAAGUGUCGGUCACUGUCGCCAGCCUGGCCAUUGAUGGAGAGAAGGUGGAUAGUUUGCCAUACCAGUGGCUCAUCGUGAAGAAUAAGACAAUCAUUGGCCCUAAGACUACGGAGGAACAGAAAGUGUUGUUUAUCCCUCCACAAGCCGGUGUCUACCAGUGUGUCCUCAGUGUUUGCUCCUGGCCUGCGUCUGCUGAGACUGAGACGGUUGCCAGGGCCAAUAUCUUUGCUAAAAAGGUGGUGUUGGUUGCCAUAGCAGAGAAUCCUGCGCUUGAGGUUGAAGUAAGUAAAUCUGGCUGUCUGGACUUUGGAGACCUGCCAGGAGGCAGUGCCAAAUCCAUUCCCCUCAAACUGCUCAACAGGACUCAUGCUACAGUGCCCAUCCGUCUGGUCAUCAGCGCAAAUGCUACAGCAUGGCGAUGCUUCACCUUUUCCAAGCAACCUGUUGCCAUGACAUCUGAAGCAAUGCAGGCUGGACACUUGACCCCAGUGUCUUCUGCCUCAGUGAUGAAUCAUGUGAUGCACGCCAGUUACGGAGAGAAUCCACAGAGCUUCAUGGUCUGGGUUCACUUCCAAGCUCCUCAGAAAUACACAGUUUCUUCAGGAGAGCUCGGUCCGGCUGACGAAUACAGCGCACGGGUGGACAUUGAAGUGGACUCCCCUGGUCCGAGUCAUGUGAUCAAGAGUAUUCCCCUCAGGGCCAGGUCUGGAACUGCAAGGGUCCAUGCUCCUAAAGACCUGCAGACUGUCAGCCUGUCCGCUCCACUGGGUAAAUCCAGUCAACAGAUGCUGCCAUUAAAGAAUGCAGGAAACAUUGACGUGCAGCUAAAACUCAAGCACAGUGAUGCUGAUGACAGUUUCUCUGUCACACCUGAUGAACUGUCCCUGAGAGUGGAAGAGGAGCGAGGCAUCACGGUCUCCUUCAAAGCACAGGGCAGCCGAAAAUAUCGAGAAAGCCUCCUCACCAUCUUGGUGCUACCAUCAGGGCCUCAGUAUGAGGUAACCCUAAAAGGAGAAGUUGUCUCAGAGCACUCUGGGAAGCCCGCCAUUCCCUCUGCUGCUGCUUUCGGUCCUGGUGUGGCCAGUGAUGUUCCACCCAUUCUCUCCAAUAAACAGUUUGUCGCCUGGGGAGGGGUCACUCUGGGCCGAGCUGUCCAGCAGAAGCUGGUUCUAAGAAACAACUCGACCGGCGCCACCCUGCAGCUUCGUUUGCUUAUUCGUGGUCAAGACCAGGACUGUUUUCAGCUCCAAAGUAUGUUCAGUCCUGAGGAGCGCCUGACCCGACAUGGGGAGCUGUCCAUUCGUCCCAAAGAGGACGUGACCGUCCACCUGCUCUUUGCUCCCACUAGGGUGGCCUGCAUGUUGGCCAAGCUGGAGAUCAAACAGUCUGGAAUCCGGGCCUCACAGCCAGGGGUCAAAUUCACUAUUCCACUGUCGGGCUACGGUGGGACCAGCAACAUAAUCCUGGAGGACCAGAGGAAACAGGCGGACGGUUAUGUGGCAACAAUGACUGACAUUGCUGUCUGUCACGUCAGCAAAGUUUGUUUGUGCGUGAGGAACACUGGCUCCAGAGCAGCAUUCAUCAAAGCUGUGGCCUUCUCUGAUGUGCAGACACGAUCAGUGAUGGAACCCUCUGUCAUCAGCCUUGCCCCGUCACAGUUUGUACUCAAGGAAAGGACACAAGAGGUGAUCACUGUUCUAAUGAAGUCCACCCAAAGAGAAGAGAGUCUGUGUCAGUCUGCCAACGCACUGCUGGCUACUAUCUGUCUGUUUUGUGGAGAUGAGGUCUCCAGGCAGCAGUAUAGGAGAUUGCUUCAGAGCAAACCAGCGGCUGUGCGGAAGGCUCUGUCUGAGAACAGUCUGCUGAAAAAUGUUGACUUUAAUGAGAAGUUCCUGGGAGAAGAAAGUAUCACAGAGACCUACGACCUGCCCCAGCGGCCCAAUGAAGCUCACAUCUUCUAUGGAAACAUGAGUAAGAUAGUGGUGUCGUUACUGGGAAGUGCAAAGAGCACAGACUGUGAGCAGAGCAACCACACUGAGCUGCAGCCGCCCUCUGCCAGACGCAGUUCAGGGACUGUCAGUGGUUUGCCAAAUGGCAACGUGUCUCUGGACGUGCUGCCAGUGAAAGGUCCCCAAGGUCCUGCCCUGAGAGUGACGGAGCCCUCGUUGAAGGUCUCUGAGCCAUUACACAGGCAGUCUGAGUCCUGGACCAUCCAUCCAGAACAGCUUGUCCUCGCAUCUCCCACCAUCAAUGGUUCAGCCACCACCAGUCAGGUUCAGAUUCGGAACAAUACAUCCAGUGAGCUGAGCUUUGAUUUGUCCUGGCCAGCUCACUGUCUUACCAUCACCCCUCAGCAUGGAGUCAUUGAGCCUCAGUGCCACCUGCAAAUUUUGAUAAGCCCCAACCCUUCACUGGCAACUAAAUCUACACAGCUGCCAUGGAGUGGACAGAUUUAUGUCCAGUGUGACGGUCAACAAAAGUUCAUCAAGGUCCAGAUUCGUCGGGACCUGGCUCUGGACGUGUCUGCAGCUCCAGCAGACACAACCCUGUCGGCCCUGCCUCCUCAGGCUGCCACCCCAGUGGUGCCUGUGGCCAGGCUCACCACUAAGACCUUGCUGCCCCCACAGACCCCACAGGCAUCUCAAGCCCUGGUGAAGAUCAGUGACAAGACUAUCAUCUUCCCCACAACACACUCAGGGGAAACAUCAGAGGCCCAGCUGGAGGUGCACAACGGGGAAGUGGAAGUGAGGUGGUACCUGUCAUCAUUUGCUCCUCCAUAUGUCAAGGGGGUUGACAACACUGGAGAUGUUUACCGGGCCACCUACACGGCUUUCAGAUGCUCCAGAGUCUCAGGCACGCUGGGAGCUCAUGAGAAGAUGCAGGUGCCUAUUACUUUUCUGCCCAGGGACAGAGGGGACUAUGCCCAGUUCUGGGACUUGGAGUGCCACCCUGUGUCUGAGCCGCAGCAGAAAUCCAGAAUCCGCUUCCAACUCUGUGGCACUGGAAUCAAGUCUGGCCCAGUAGAAGGACCACAGGAAGGAGACUGCUCUCUGGUGAAGACAGAGGCCACGGUUAAAACCCGGAAGAGAGCUGAUGCCCCAGCAGGCAAAACCAGCCAGGAGGAGGCUGUGCGGAGGGGUGUGUACUCUCCACAAGAUCUCUACACCUUCCCAGCCACACGGCUGGGUGAGUCCAGCACUCUGAAGGUCAACAUCCGCAACAACUCGUCAGACAUGCAUGAGCUGAAAUUUGUAAACCCUAGGGAGCCCUUCCACAUCAAGCAUUCCAAAUAUUCCCUGAGAUCACAGCACUAUCUGAAGCUACCCGUCCAAUUCAAACCCAGUACUGCAGGCAGACACGCAGGCUUGCUGCUCAUCCAGUCAGAAACAAAUGGAAGUCUUGUUAUUCAGCUGACCGGUGAGGCAUUGCCUUGAAUUCACGAUGUACCAUCCUACGCCACCUCUUCAUGCUAGCUGGCUGGCUCUGGGUGGACGCUCUUCUCAUCACUGGACAGAUAAGAGUAACAGAGGAAAAGGCAAAACCACCAUCUGCUAAGGAUCAAAUAAAACUUCACUGGACUGAAAUCCUGCCUCUCAUUGUACUUUGAAAUGUAGACUGUAGCUGAGUAACUGGGGACUGCCAACGCAGCCCCAUCUGCCUCUGGAUGUGGCACAGGUGUCCUCAGCUGGCCCAUGAAAAAAUGAUUGUGCCUGAAGCUGAAUGAUUUGGUCUGACUGGCUCACAAUUAGUCUGCCUCGCUCUGGCAUUUCAGAGAGCUAAUGAUUUUUGUCACUUGACUCUGGAUCUGGUAUUUGCCUUAUCCCAGAGUCAUGUCACAAGGCAGCAUUGUUGUUGCCAUGGCCCUCGUCAGACAGCACCAGUUGGGAUACGUCUGGGAUUACUUUGAGUUGGUCGCACAGGAAUGCCUUUGUUUUUUGUUUGGUGACAUGCCUGCAGGGAUAAUUUUCUCUCUUUUUUUGGGUUGGACAAGCCAAACAGCAAGGAAAAAUAAAAAGUGAGCUUGGGCAUUUUUGGUCUGAAAUCACUGUAGGAAAUUUCUGUCACUAACUCGUGAUUGUAGCAAGAUGUUUUUUGUUUUUUUUAGAUAAUAAUUUUUAAAAAACCCUCAGAUUUUCAAAUCUAGAUCCAUCUUCAUUUCAUUAAAUGUUCCUAGUUUUCUGUACUGUUGUAGUUUCCAUGGAAAUGGCUCCUCAUGAUGCAGAGCCCACCUGCACGGUGGCCUUUGUCCACACCAUGUGUUGACUUCCCAGCAACCUCCAAGACUCGUUCCAAACAGUCCAGAUGUACUUAAUUUAGUCAUGAUCAGGGCAGCUCACGGCAGCAUUAGGAUGGUUAAUGAUUGUUAUUACAUGCUAAAAGAGGUUCCUCUGGUGAGGUUUUUUGUUCGGCAGCUUGCCAGGCCUGCUUAGUAUGGUUACCAUGGCAAAACAGUGUUAAUCACUGUUCCAGUCAAAGAAAAUUAGCUUCCCAUUUCCUCCUUUGGCUCUGGGGCAAAUGGCCAAAAUUGUUCAGGGAUGCUGGAUUCACAUCCGUAAUCGGUUUUAGAACUGGAAUGGCAUGGGAAAAUGUAGGUAAACUUCAUCAAGGAUGUGUUAGAUACUACACAUUGUGAUGACACUUUGGAAAUGAAAAACACUAUUGGUGAGCAGUACUUUCCUGCUUGUAGCGCAAGUUUUAAUAUGAAGGCAGUGUAAUAUCACAGGUUGCUCUCGACAUGCCCUGACAGCUAUGAGAUCAUUUUGGUUUACAAUUUGCACAUUCUAUAAAUAGUAUAUAAUGUAAUAUAUUGUUGUAUGUACACAUUUUAAAUAAAGUUUUGUGAUAAAUA
This is a messenger RNA of Scatophagus argus, 10092 nucleotides long. It is a transcript of the gene cep192, whose product is annotated as centrosomal protein 192. NCBI's taxonomy places the organism in Eukaryota, Metazoa, Chordata, Actinopteri, Scatophagidae. Gene Ontology annotation, biological process: mitotic spindle assembly; centriole replication; centrosome-templated microtubule nucleation. The transcript is spliced from 52 exons. Gene Ontology annotation, molecular function: protein kinase binding. Gene Ontology annotation, cellular component: centriole; pericentriolar material; cytoplasm. The record is from RefSeq and is a predicted model, not a curated record. Bases 266 to 8677 code for a protein of 2803 amino acids.